AUGGGCUACAACGACGCUGCUAGGAGUGUGAGCAGAGACAGCGGCUGUGAGCUUGAGAGCCCGACUGUGGCAUCCUUCCGUUCCGCCGUUCUUGAUGGGGAAUGGUCUGAAGCAGAACAGCUCCUCUUCGGAGCCAGCACAGCAGCAGAUGGAAGCCAGGCAGGCAACGGCUUGGUCCUUGCGCAAGGAGCCGAUCGAAAUGUCAUGAGAUUCUGGUUAAGACAACAAAAGUUCUUGGAGCUCUUAGAGAAGCAGGACACCGGCCGAGCUCUCACAGUCCUCCGAACCGAGUUGACACCAUUGUAUCAAGACACGCAACAGCUUCACUUCCUCUCCAGCCUUCUCAUGUGCCAGUCUCCAGAGGAUCUGAAGGUCAAAGCCGAGUGGGACGGUGCAUUCGGCCAGUCGAGACAUAUCUUGCUCUCCGAGCUCUCCAAAUGCAUAUCACCAUCAGUCAUGCUACCGGAGCACCGGCUGGCUGUGCUUCUCCAGCAAGUGAAGGAAUGGCAGAUCGGCAACUGCCUCUAUCACACAAGUGCCACCUCCCCAUCAUUAUAUGCGGAUCAUGUAUGUGAUAGGAAUCAAUUCCCAACUGAGGUCAUCUAUGAGCUGGACAAGCAGGCUGGUGAAGUCUGGCAAGUCCGUUUCUCACACAACGGCACACGGCUGGCCAGUUGUGGGAGUGACCGGGCCGUGUAUGUUUGGGAUGUUACUACUUUUGACUUGGCAUUCAAAUUAGAUGGUCACGAGGGCGGUGUGGGUAAUGUUGCAUGGAGCCCUGAUGACUCCAUGAUUGUAUCUUGCGGCCGGGAUCGCUUCGCCCGCAUUUGGGAUGCCAACGUAACUAUGACUGUCUCCGCCUAG
This is a messenger RNA of Phaeoacremonium minimum UCRPA7, 864 nucleotides long. RefSeq names its product putative wd domain-containing protein. The coding region runs from base 1 to 864 and encodes 287 amino acids. The record is from RefSeq and is a predicted model, not a curated record. Gene Ontology annotation, cellular component: GID complex. Gene Ontology annotation, molecular function: protein binding. Gene Ontology annotation, biological process: proteasome-mediated ubiquitin-dependent protein catabolic process. The transcript has 2 exons. NCBI's taxonomy places the organism in Eukaryota, Fungi, Ascomycota, Sordariomycetes, Togniniales, Togniniaceae.